Molecule: messenger RNA, 1185 nt
Organism: Procambarus clarkii (red swamp crayfish)
Lineage: Eukaryota; Metazoa; Arthropoda; Malacostraca; Decapoda; Cambaridae
Source: RefSeq, a predicted model, not a curated record
UGAGGCCCAGACACUCAGUGAAUGUCCAGUCACUGGUGCAGUGAGUCAACUCUUCCUCCUCACUUCUCACUCACCUUAAUGUGAGUCUUGGGUCCUCCUCAGACUGUACAAGCGAGGUAUAAGACUUAAAACACUCAAGUGUGUGUGUAACCAUGAGAACGUUGCGUCACUUGACUCGACCACAUCGCAGGAAGACAAUUAGGAAACAUUUAACAGGUGUUUGUGUACUUGUGUGAAAUCCCGUUUGAGUUAUAUAGAGUCUGGAAGAUUGCCAGAAGUUGAGAGAUAGACAAGACACUGGAACACCUCGCUGGUGUAGACGACGGAGCAGCCGCUGGGUUACCAAGUCCCACUUUGCCUCUCCCUUCCUCUCUCGCACAGUAAGCCACUCCUCAGACAGUGGAAACCCCAGUCUCCUCGCUGCUUCACAAAGGUAAAGAGCCGUUAAGUGGAGUGCGAGAGGUAGAACAACAGAAGCAGUAAUAGAGGAAGGACGCUAACCAUGGACCCCGACGGUCAGACCAGACUGUUGAGGCUGCUGGUGGUGCUGGUGCUGUUGAUCGCCCUCAGUUGGCUGGACACACUCCUGGGUCCUCUGGAACACGACCCUGGCGCCCGCGCAGCUCUGAUAGCAUCACGGAGGCAGGACAAGUCUCUGGAAGGUCAGGAGGAGAGGAAGAAGAGAGCAGCUGGACACAACAAUGUGCACGAAUAUAGCAACAUUUACUUAGAAGACGAGGAAGAUGAGGAGGGGACGCCGUCCUUUGCCAAGUCUCUCAAGGCCAAGUCCCGAUGGUACGUGCAGACGCCCAUGUUCCACUUCGACCUUUACUCGUGUUUACCUCGCUUUGUGUGCGAGGUGCACGCCCAGGCCUCCCAGGCAGACCUCUCCAGACUGGAGCUCGAUAUCAUCAAUCUCUUCAGGAAUUACUUGCCGCUGGAGGGCCCGGACUCUCCCGUCUACAAGUACCAGCUGGCAGCGCACAUGGGCCAGCUGGCCACAGGACUGGAACCCUCUCCCUGCUACUCUAUCUACCCUUCGUGUCCACUCUCCAGGGUCCAGGUCAUAGAGGCGCUCAGGAGCGUCAAGACUUCCAGAAAGAUGUUUUCUUGACGUCUUCAGCCGCAACGAUGAUUACCUCAGAUUAUUAUACGUUUUGACAUUAAUAAACGUUUUUCCUACCA